This is a messenger RNA of Rhododendron vialii, 819 nucleotides long. RefSeq lists its product as uncharacterized. Gene Ontology annotation, molecular function: zinc ion binding. The record is from RefSeq and is a predicted model, not a curated record. Bases 1 to 819 code for a protein of 272 amino acids. The transcript has 3 exons. NCBI's taxonomy places the organism in Eukaryota, Viridiplantae, Streptophyta, Magnoliopsida, Ericales, Ericaceae.
AUGGAGAAGUCACAUGAUAUUUUGGAUGAAGAGAGAGGGGUUGUUUUUAUAUCUGACCGUCACAGAGAAAUAAAAGAGGGUAUUGCGAAGGUGUUUUCUUCAAGCUUUCAUGCUUACUGUCUCUAUGAUUUGAAGAGUAACUUGCGUACUUGUUUAGCAUCCACAAAUGUCAAAACCGGUGAAAAUUGUCCGGUUACUAGUUUUCUAGAGAAUUGGACCAAUCCGGACCGUGUACACCCCUAUUGUCUAAUGAGCGCUGGGCGAAUGUUUUUUUUCCCGGGGCAACGUUAUGGAGCAAUGUCCUCUACUCUAACUGAGUGCUUUAACUCAUGGAUAUUGAAAGAGCGUGAAUUGCCCGUGGUGGAUAUGGUUGAUCUUAAAACAUGGAAAGUGAUUCCUUCAAGUGCUGAUAUAUUUGAAGUUGAUACCGAUCCGUCUGUAAAUGUUGAUAUUGGGAGGCGUACAUGCAGUUGUUGUUGGUGGCAGUUGAAUGGAUUUCCUUGUUGUCACGCUGUCUGUGCUAUCAAAUAUAGUGGUAAGGAUUUAAACUUGUACGUAGAGCGUUAUUUUCACAUUGAGAGUUAUCGUGAGGUGUAUUCAAAACCAAUUUAUCCGGUUGCGUCAUUGUGGAAAGGUGAUGUGGUUGAUUGUGGUACUAGUAUUCUGCCACCCUUGUCAAAAAAGCCUCCAGGGAGGCCUAAGAAAAAGAGGAUUCAUUUGAAUGGGGAGAAUAUUAGAGAAAUGACGUGCGGUAGGUGUGGGAAGAUGGGAAAUCAUAACAAACUUACUUGUAAGGCGGAUUUGAGGCCUGAUUUUUAG